AUAAAGUUUUUUAUUUAAAAGUACAAAUAAUAGUAUUAAGAAGUUGAACAGUGGCCAGUCUAGUAAAUAUGUCGGCUAGUUAAGCAUUAUUGAAUAAAUAAUAAAAUAAAUAAAUAUCCCGAAAAUUAAGAGAGAAAAAAAGGCAAAGAAAAGAAGAAAAAGCUAGACCUGGUAGCUUUUGCAGACCUUUUGGGUAGUAGUUGUCCUGGUCUCAGAUCAUCAUCAUCAUCUCUUUCCGACAACAACUCUGUUGUUCUUUCUCUUCUCCCGUGCGAGCUCUCUGUCCUAAUCUCCCCCCCCUGCUCCUCGAUCUUCUUCUUUUUUGAGUUGAAUAGCUUCUCUGAUAAAAACGGAAUCUUUCUUCCUUUUGUCUUUUUGGUCUUAGUGACUUUAUUAUUGGUCUCUCUCCGGAGAUUCCGCGUGUGAGAAAAAAAAGUCUUGCUUUUUUUUUUUGAUCUCUCUCUGAGAUUCCGAGAAACUGGUGGCUCUGUCGGAAGUACAAAGCAGAGAUCUUUGAGUCAACAUUUCAGAUUAGUCAUUAAAAGAAACGAUUUUUUUACUUUCUUCCUGUGGUGGAAAGAAAGUUGAGGGCUUUUAUGUCUGUGAUGAAGAUGAAGCUUUAAGGGAAAGGUCUCAGCUUUGUAUUAAGAUCAGAUUCAGAUUUUUAUUAUUGGGUCAAGGACUCAGGAGUACAAAGCUCAAUUAAUCAUGAAAGCUCCUUCAUCAAAUGGAGUUUCGAAUCCUGAGGAAGGAGAAAUGAGAAAUAUAAAUUCAGAGUUAUGGCACGCUUGUGCUGGUCCACUGAUAUCGUUGCCUCCAGCGGGAAGUCUUGUUGUUUACUUCCCUCAAGGUCACAGUGAGCAAGUCGCGGCUUCAAUGCAGAAGCAGACUGAUUUCAUACCAAGCUACCCUAACCUUCCUUCUAAGCUCAUUUGCAUGCUUCAGAAUGUUACAUUGAAUGCUGAUCCUGAGACUGAGGAGGUCUAUGCGCAGAUGACUCUUCAGCCAGUAAACAAAUAUGACAGAGAUGCAUUGCUUGCCUCUGACAUGGGUCUUAAGUUAAACAGACAACCUAAUGAAUUUUUCUGCAAAACCCUCACGGCGAGUGACACAAGCACUCAUGGUGGAUUCUCUGUACCACGACGAGCAGCUGAGAAAAUCUUCCCUGCUCUGGAUUUCUCGAUGCAACCACCUUGUCAAGAGCUUGUUGCUAAGGACAUUCACGAUAACACAUGGACUUUCAGACAUAUUUUUCGAGGUCAACCAAAAAGGCACCUGCUAACCACAGGGUGGAGUGUAUUUGUCAGCAAUAAAAGGCUCUUUGCUGGGGACUCUGUUCUUUUUGUAAGAGAUGGAAAGGGACAACUUCUGUUGGGUAUAAGACGUGCAAAUAGACAACAACCUGCGCUUUCUUCAUCUGUAAUAUCUAGUGAUAGCAUGCACAUUGGAGUUCUUGCUGCUGCAGCUCAUGCUAAUGCUAAUAACAGUCCUUUCACCAUUUUCUACAACCCGAGGGCUGCUCCCGCUGAGUUUGUGGUUCCUUUAGCCAAGUAUACCAAAGCUAUGUACGCUCAGGUUUCACUCGGUAUGCGGUUUAGGAUGAUAUUUGAGACAGAAGAAUGUGGAGUUCGUAGGUAUAUGGGUACAGUUACUGGUAUCAGUGAUCUUGAUCCAGUGAGAUGGAAGAACUCUCAGUGGCGGAAUCUUCAGAUUGGAUGGGAUGAGUCAGCUGCUGGUGAUAGGCCCAGUCGAGUUUCAGUUUGGGACAUUGAACCAGUUUUAACUCCUUUCUACAUAUGUCCUCCUCCAUUUUUUCGACCUCGGUUUGCUGGGCAACCCGGAAUGCCAGAUGAUGGGACUGACAUGGAGUCUGCGUUAAAGAGAGCAAUGCCGUGGCUUGACAAUGGCUUAGAGAUGAAGGACCCUUCCAGUACUAUAUUUCCUGGUUUGAGUUUAGUUCAGUGGAUGAGUAUGCAGCAACAGAACGGCCAGGUACCUUCUGCUGCUGCACAACCUGGUUUCUUCCCGUCAAUGCUCUCUCCAACUGCGGCUCUGCACAACAGUCUUGGCGGCGCUGAUGAUCCCUCCAAGUUACUGAGCUUUCAGACGCCUCAAGGGGGGAUUUCCUCAUCAAACCUUCAGUUUAACAAAACGAAUCCGCAAGCGGCAAUGUCUCAGUUACCUCAGCCGCCAACUACAUUGGCUCAACAACAGCAGCUGCAGCAAUUGUUGCACUCCUCAUUGAACCAUCAGCAACAACAGUCACAUCCUCAACAACCACAAUCGCUUCAGCAGCAACAACAACCACAAUCACUGCAGCACCAACAACAAUCACUGCUGCAGCAGCAGCAGCAACAACAACAACAACAAUCGCUGCAGCAACAUCAUCAACAACCACAACAGACUCAGCAGCUGCAGCAGCAGACUCAUCAGCAGCAGACUCAUCAGCAGCAGCAGCUACAACAACAGCAGCAGCAGUUAAGAGCGCAGCAACUGCAAUCUCAUACGCACCCACAGCCACAGUCACAGGCACAACAGUCACAGCCACAUAAGUUGCAGCAAUUUCAGCUUCCGCAGAAUCAGCUUUAUAAUGGUCAACCAGCAGUGCAGCAGCAUCAGACACAGCAAGCAUCUAUGCAUCAUUUGCAACCCCAAGUAGUUUCGGGAUCAAUAGCAAGUAGUGUCAUCGCGCCUCCGUCUAGUUCUCUUAAUCAAAGCUUUCAACAGCAACAACAGUCUACGCAGCUUCAACACACACAUCGCCAUAUAGCAGCUGGCACUAGCCAGAGUAGUGUAAUUGAAGCCAGCAAGUCUUCAUCUAAUCUGAUGUCCACACCACCGCAAGACACGCAAUUUUCACGACAAAUGGAACAGCAGCAGCCUCCUGGUCUUGUCCAGGGACACAAUCAGCAAACACUCGUGCAGCAGAAAACUCAACAGUCACAGGCUCAACAAAUAUUCCAGCAGAGUCUCUUGGAACAACCGCAUUUACAGUUUCAGCUGUUGCAGAGGUUACAACAGCAGCAACAACAGCAGCAGCAAUUUCUUUCGCCAGGAAGCUCGAGUUUGCAGUCUCAAUUACUCCACCAACAGCUACAAAGCCAGCAGUUGCAACAGCUACCUUCUCCUUCUCGAGGUCAGCAGUUUCCGUCUUCCUGCACUAACACUGUCUUACCGACAUUGCAACCACCUCAAAUGCUGGUGAGCCGGCCUCAGGACAAACAAAAUGCACCUGUUGGAAGAGGGGCCAAAGCUUAUUCAGGCAUCACAGAUGGAGGAGAUGCACCUUCCUCUUCAACCUCGCCUUCCACCAACAACUGUCAGAUCUCUUCUUCAAACUUCCUCAACAGAAGCCAAAGUGGGCCAGCGAUCUUGAUACCUGAUGCAGCUGUUGAUGUGUCUGGUAGUCUUGUCCAGGAUCUUUACAGCAAAUCCGACAUGCGGCUAAAACAUGAACUCGUUAGUCAGCAAAAGCCUAAAGCUAGUUUAACAGAUCAUCAACUAGAAGCGUCUGCCUCUGGAACUUCUUACGGUUUAGAUGGCGGUGAAAACAACAGACAACAGAAUUUCUUGUCUCCAAACUUUGGCCUGGACGGUGAUUCCAGAAACAGCUUGUUUGGCGGAGCCAAUGUGGAGAAUGGCUUUGUACCUGAUACGUUGCUCUCGAGGGGAUACGACUCCCAGAAAGAUCUCCAGAACAUGCUUUCAAACUAUGGAGGAGUAACCAAUGACAUUGGUACAGAGAUGUCUACUUCAGCUGUAAGAACCCAAUCUUUUGGUAUCCCUAAUGUACCUGCCAUUUCAAACGAUCUAGCUGUAAACGAUGCUGGAGUUCUUGGUGGCGGAUUAUGGCCAACUCAGACUCAAAGGAUGCGAACUUAUACAAAGGUGCAAAAGCGAGGUUCAGUAGGGAGAUCAAUUGACGUCAACCGUUACAGAGGUUAUGAUGAGCUGAGGCAUGAUCUAGCACGGAUGUUUGGGAUCGAAGGACAGCUUGAAGAUCCACUAACAUCAGACUGGAAACUUGUCUAUGUAGAUCAUGAAAACGACAUUCUUCUUGUUGGUGAUGAUCCGUGGGAGGAAUUUGUAAACUGUGUUCAGAGCAUAAAGAUCCUUUCAUCAGCUGAGGUUCAACAGAUGAGCUUAGACGGGAACUUUGCAGGUUUACCAGCUACUAAUCAAACUUGUAGUGGCGGUGACAAUGGCAAUGCUUGGAGAGGUCAUUAUGAUGAUAACUCGGCCAACUCGUUUAACCGGUGA
Molecule: messenger RNA, 4260 nt
Organism: Eruca vesicaria subsp. sativa (arugula)
Lineage: Eukaryota; Viridiplantae; Streptophyta; Magnoliopsida; Brassicales; Brassicaceae
Source: the annotation of a GenBank genome assembly